AUGAAUGAGUACGGCGGCAAUUACUCGCCAAUAUCAUUAACAGAUAUCGAUUAUCCAGCUUGGUGUCAAGAUGAAGAGGUACCUGUUACCAAAACGGAAUUGAAAUCUAUAUUUGACGAUUUGACUCGUAAAUUUGGAUUUCAACAAUCAUCAAAGGAAAACAUGUAUCAUCAUCUAUUAGCACAGCUGGAUUCAAGGGCUAGUCGGACAACUACACAGAAUGCAUUGUUAUCAUUACAUGUUUCGUAUAUAGGUGGAGAACAGGCAAAUUUUCGGAAAUGGUAUUUUGCCGCCCAAUUGGAUUUGGAUGAAGAGAUUGGGUUCCAAAACAUGAAAUUAAGAGGUAAAUCACAGAGGAGAAAUUUCAAAUCCGCCAAAAAGAGAGGCACUUCUAUUAAGCAACAAAUGGAAGAAUGGCAACAAAGGGAACAAGAAUUUAUCAGCAAUCAUACAAAGAUGGUACUUACCCCAGAACAAUUACAGGAUAAAAAUAGUUUGAGAACCGCUGAUUAUAAAUGGAGAUUAAAGAUGAAACAAUUGACACCUCACCAGAUGGCAAGACAAUUAGCACUUUACCUAUUGUGUUGGGGGGAAUCUAAUCAAGUAAGAUUUACACCAGAAUGUCUAUGUUUUAUAUUUAAAUGUGCAUUGGAUUAUGACGUGUCUACUCAAAAUCCCGUGACUUAUGGCAGUGAUUCAAAGGCCGAGACCGAAACGCAAUCCAAAAAUUCUAACGAAGAGGUCACUGCCACUGGCCCCGCGGCUAACACAAUUGCGCCUACUGCCGCCCCCGAAUACACUUUUUUGAAUGAAGUCAUUGAUCCUCUUUACCAUUUCCUUAAAACUCAACUCUACCGAAAGAAUUCCAAGAACAAAUGGGUUCGCUGUGAAAAGGAUCAUAAAGAUAUCAUUGGAUAUGAUGAUAUCAAUCAACUAUUUUGGUAUCCUGAGGGAAUUGAACGCAUAGUGUUGAAAUCAGGCGAGAGAUUAGUUGAUAAACCAAUAGCGGAAAGGUACUUGUAUUUGAAAGAUGUAGAGUGGUCCCGUGUCUUUUACAAAACUUAUCGUGAAGUUCGAAACUGGAUGCACUGUUUGACAAAUUUUAAUCGUUUUUGGAUAAUCCAUUUUGCUCCCUUUUGGUUUUUCACUACUUUCAACUCCCCGACACUUUACACCAAAAAUUAUGUACAACUGCUUAACAACCCGCCCACUUUACAGGCAAGAUUAUCAGCGGUUGCCCUUGGUGGUACAGUAUCAUGUAUGAUUCAAAUUUUGGCCACUUUUUUCGAAUGGAAAUUUGUACCCAGAGAAUGGCCAGGUUCUCAACAUUUGACUAAAAGAAUGUUAGGUUUGUUAUUGUGUUUUCUAGUCAAUUUCGCACCUUCAGUAUACGUAUUUGGGUUUUUCGAAUUAGACGUACAUUCCAAAUCAGCGUACAUCGUUUCUGUGAUUCAACUGAUAAUUGCUGUCAUUACAACUUUAUUUUUUGCAGUUAGACCGCUUGGCGGAUUGUUUGGAUCAUACUUGAACCGCGGUAAAGGUAAAAGAAGAUACGUCUCAUCACAGACUUUUACCGCAUCUUUCCCCAAACUUUAUGGUCGUUCCAAAUGGUUUUCAUAUGGUCUUUGGACAUUCGUUUUUUUGGCAAAAUUUAUCGAAUCAUAUUUUUUCCUAACAUUAUCGCUCAGAGAUCCAAUCCGUGUUCUUUCUGUGCUUAACAUGUCCAGAUGUCGGGGUGAUAAAUUAUUGAAUCGAUACCUGUGUCAGUGGCAACCAAGAGUUACAUUGGGACUUAUGAUCCUUACAGAUUUAGGGCUCUUCUUCUUAGACACUUAUCUGUGGUAUAUCAUUUGCAACUGUGUAUUUUCCAUCAUGCUAUCGUUUUCGCUAGGUACUUCAAUCUUAUCGCCUUGGAAAAACAUCUAUUCAAGGUUACCCAAAAGGAUCUAUUCCAAAAUUUUAGCAACUACUGAAAUGGAUAUAAAAUUUAAGCCCAAAAUAUUAAUCUCUCAAGUUUGGAAUGCAAUUAUCAUAUCCAUGUAUCGUGAACAUUUGCUUUCUAUCGAACAUGUUCAGCGGCUAUUAUAUCAACAAGUAGACUCGAUGAUGAUGGAUAAGAGAACUCUAAAAUCUCCGACCUUUUUUGUGGCUCAAGAUGAUUCCACUUUCAAGACUGCCAAUUUUUUCCCCUCUAAUUCAGAGGCAAAGAGAAGAAUAUCUUUUUUCGCUCAAUCAUUGUCUACACCAAUUACUGAACCCGUACCAGUGGAAUGUAUGCCCACUUUUACCGUUUUAGUUCCUCAUUAUUCUGAGAAGAUUUUACUUAGCCUUAAGGAGAUCAUUAAGGAAGAAUCAUCAAAGAGUAAGAUAACCGUUCUAGAAUAUUUGAAGCAAUUGCAUCCCUUGGAGUGGGACUGUUUUGUUAGAGAUACCAAAUUGUUAAAUAUCGAAAAAAAUGCAGUGAAUAAAAUUUCCAAAGAAUUGGGGAAAAAGCAAAUAAAAGUGGAAGAUAUGGAGGAAGAAAAUGAAAUUGGAAUUGGAACUGAUAGUCCAACUGCAGAGGCGGCGAAAAAAGAUGAGGAUGAAGGUGAGGAUGAUCUAGUUCAAAAAAAGAUAAAUGACCUGCCCUUUUAUUUCCUCGGAUUCAGUUCUUCUGAAUUUUCUUACACUUUGCGUACGAGAAUAUGGGCAUCACUUAGGGCUCAAACUCUUUAUAGAACGAUUUCUGGUUUCAUGAAUUAUUCUAAAGCCAUCAAACUACUUUACCGUGUGGAAAACCCAUCUAUGAUUCAGCUGUACGGUGAUAAUGUCGACGCACUAGAGAAUGCAUUAGCUAAUAUGGCAAAUAGAAAAUUUAGAAUGUUAGUUGCCAUGCAAAGAUACACAAAAUUCAACAAGGAUGAAAGAGAAGCCACAGAACUACUGCUAAAGGCAUAUCCUACACUGUGUAUCUCUUAUUUGUUGGAAGAGAAACCAUCUCCAAAUAGCUCCAACGGUGACGAUAGUAAUACCGAUCUCGAUGAACCAAUUUUCUAUUCUUGUUUGACCAAUGGGUACGCCGAUAUCGAUAAAGAAACUGGUUUUAGGAAACCUAUAUUUAAGGUCCGUCUUUCGGGCAACCCUAUUCUAGGUGAUGGUAAAUCUGAUAAUCAGAACCAUUCCUUAAUAUUUUACCGCGGAGAAUACAUCCAAGUGAUUGAUGCUAACCAAGAUAACUAUUUGGAGGAAUGUCUUAAGAUCCGGUCUGUGCUCAGUGAAUUUGAAGAAUUGGAUAUGGAAAGUACAAUUCCUUACGUGCCAGGAAUUGAAUAUGAUGAAGAAGCACCACCAGUAGCCAUUUUGGGUGCAAGGGAAUACAUCUUUUCAGAAAAUAUUGGUGUACUUGGAGAUAUUGCUGCAGGUAAAGAACAAACUUUUGGUACGUUAUUUGCUAGAACUUUAGCAGAAAUCGGCGGUAAAUUACAUUAUGGGCAUCCGGACUUUUUGAAUGCGAUCUUUAUGACUACAAGAGGCGGAUUAUCCAAGGCUCAAAAGGGAUUACAUUUGAAUGAAGAUAUCUAUGCUGGUAUGAAUGCCAUUUGUCGUGGUGGAAGGAUCAAACAUAGUGACUACUAUCAAUGUGGUAAAGGUAGAGAUCUCGGAUUUGGAUCGAUUCUCAAUUUCACUACCAAAAUCGGAGGCGGUAUGGGCGAACAGAUGCUUUCGAGAGAAUAUUAUUACUUAGGCACUCAGCUACCCAUCGACCGAUUCCUCUCAUUCUUCUAUGCCCAUCCAGGUUUCCAUCUGAACAACAUGUUCAUCUCCCUAUCUGUGCAACUGUUUUUCCUACUACUUUUGAAUUUGGGAUCGCUAAACCAUGAAACUAUUUUAUGUCACUACAACAAAGACAUGCCCAUCACGGAUUUAGAAAAGCCCGUUGGUUGCUAUAACAUCCAACCUGCAUUGCAUUGGGUGUCCAUCUUUGUUCUUUCCAUUUUCAUCGUUUUCUUCAUAGCAUUUGCACCAUUAGUUAUCCAAGAGUUAUUGGAAAACGGUAUAUGGAGAGCCAUAUCUAGAUUCUUACACCAUCUGUUAUCGUUGGCCCCCCUUUUUGAAGUAUUUGUUUGUCAAGUAUAUUCCAACUCUUUGUUAAGUGAUAUAACAUUUGGUGGAGCCAAAUACGUAUCCACCGGUAGAGGAUUCGCAAUAACUAGAAUUGAUUUCGCUAUCCUUUAUUCUAGAUUUGUUAAUAUUGCGGUCUAUACUGGGGUACAAGUCUUUCUCAUGCUUAUCUUCAGCACGGUGUCCAUGUGGCAACCAGCAUUACUGUGGUUCUGGAUUACUGUGAUUUCAAUGUGCUUUGCGCCUUUCAUCUUUAAUCCACACCAAUUUAAUUUUACCGAAUUUUUCAUCGACUAUCGAAAUUAUAUCCAUUGGUUGUCCAGUGGGAAUACCAAAUACGAAAGGGAGUCAUGGAGCACAUUCGUUAAGACCUCUAGAUCUCGUUAUACUGGUUACAAGCGUAAGACCAUUAACGAUAUAUCCGAGCAAGAUGGUAAAGAUGGUCACAAAGCAAGUCUAGACAAUUUGUUUGCAUCAGAAUUGUUCAUUCCAUUCUUGGUUCUUCUAUUCGAUUUUACCGCUUACAUGUUUAUUAAUGGCCAAACAGGUGUUCAGGAAGUUGAACCAACAAACUCAGUGUUAAGGCUCUUACUCGUCACAUUUAUCCCCAUUUUGUUCAAUAUGAUGGUAUUGUUAAUUCUUUUCUUCAUUUCAUUAUUUGCCGCUCCAUUGACCCAACUAUGUUGUCAUAAUACUGGAACUGUCAUUGCAAGCAUAGCUCAUGCGCUUUCCGUGAUUGUGUAUCUAGUGAGCUUUGAAAUGAUGUGGUUUUUAGAGGGUUGGAAUUUCGCAAGGACGUUAAUCCUGUUGAUCACCUGUAUUAAUUUACACGUUUUUCUUUUCAAAGUCUUUACAGUGUUUUGUUUAACCAAAGAAUUCAAAAAUAACAGAUCAAAUAUAGCAUGGUGGACAGGAAAAUGGUACAAUACAGGUAUGGGAUGGCCAGUCGUCUUACAACCUGUUCGUGAGUAUUCCGUAAAAAUAAUGGAGUCUAGUUACUUUGCAGGUGACUUUUUCCUGGGUCAUUUUUUACUCUAUUUGCAAACACCAUUACUUUUCGUACCAUUCAUCGAGUACUGGCAUCCAAUGCUUCUAUUCUGGUUGAAACCCACAAGCAUUAUCACUUCCAAAAUCAUCUAUACUAGGAAGCAGAAAAGACGCCGGAACAAUAUCUUGAGGAAAUAUUUUCUACUUUAUUUCCUGAUCUUGGGCAUAUUGCUGGUCUUACUGAUUUCCCCAUUUUUCGCGCAUAAGAUAAUCCCUGCUCCAAGCAAGUUUUUCCCAUCGUCAUCUCCAAUAGCUGGAGUGGCACAGCCUAAUAGCCAAAAUAAUAAUGAUACUGGUCCAAAUGCGCCUGGAACCAUAUUGACUACUACGCCACCAAUGCCUCAAUUUAGAACUGUUCCAUGA
Zygosaccharomyces rouxii is the source of this 5511-nucleotide messenger RNA. It is a transcript of the gene FKS3, whose product is annotated as putative 1,3-beta-D-glucan synthase. The transcript has a single exon. The record is from RefSeq and is a predicted model, not a curated record. NCBI's taxonomy places the organism in Eukaryota, Fungi, Ascomycota, Saccharomycetes, Saccharomycetales, Saccharomycetaceae. Gene Ontology annotation, molecular function: 1,3-beta-D-glucan synthase activity. Bases 1 to 5511 code for a protein of 1836 amino acids. Gene Ontology annotation, biological process: (1->3)-beta-D-glucan biosynthetic process; fungal-type cell wall polysaccharide biosynthetic process. Gene Ontology annotation, cellular component: 1,3-beta-D-glucan synthase complex; plasma membrane.